This is a messenger RNA of Entelurus aequoreus (snake pipefish), 16765 nucleotides long. It is a transcript of the gene pleca, whose product is annotated as plectin a. Gene Ontology annotation, biological process: intermediate filament cytoskeleton organization; hemidesmosome assembly; wound healing. The record is from RefSeq and is a predicted model, not a curated record. Bases 123 to 15515 code for a protein of 5130 amino acids. Lineage: Eukaryota; Metazoa; Chordata; Actinopteri; Syngnathiformes; Syngnathidae. The transcript is spliced from 37 exons. Gene Ontology annotation, cellular component: sarcolemma; intermediate filament; perinuclear region of cytoplasm. Gene Ontology annotation, molecular function: structural constituent of cytoskeleton; cadherin binding; structural constituent of muscle.
GCGCACAGGGCGCUGACGUGGACUGACAGCUGGAAUCCAUCAGCCGGCAGCUACUUCCUGUCCCCCCGGCUACACUAAGUGACUCUGCUCCCGCUCCACAGCGUCGGUGACUUCUCCCAAGCAUGGACCCGCUGACAGCCUGGACCGGGUCCCGGCUCCUCUGGAUCCUGGUGCUGGUGCUGGCCACCCUGCUGGUGUGGUUCUUCUCUUUCUGCUGCUACACGUGGAAGCAGACCUCCUCGGCCUCCAUGGAGCGCUACCUCGCAGUGAUGGUGAGGCGCUCACGAUCAAAAGCUUCCACCCAGAGGAAGAAAAAGCCCAAAGAGAAGCAGCUUGACACCAACCAGCUGAAGGAGGUCACCAAUACUAAGGUGGUGAAGGAUGCCAAGCAGAUACGGAUGGGGGAGGUGGGAGAGACAUAUGUGGUCAAGAAGGAGCUGCAGAAGAAGGCUGAGGGGGCGAAGGAGACAAAUAUGCUCAAGAAGGAGCAAAAUAAGAAGAAAAAGGAGGAGGAAGUGACCAAAACUGUGGUCAAGAAGGAGCAGCAGAAGAAGGCUGAGGAGGCGAAGGAGACAAAUAUGCUCAAGAAGGAGCAGCAGAAGAAGAAGGAGGAAGUGACCGAAACUACUGUGGUCAAGAAGGAGCAGCAGAAGAAGGCUAAGGAGGCGAAGGAGACAAAUAUGUUUAAGAAGGAGCAGCAGAAGAAGAAAGAGGAGGAGGUGACCGAAACUACUGUAGUCAAGAAGGAGCAGCAGAAGAAAGCUAAGGAGGCGAAGGAGACAAAUAUGUUCAAGAAGGAGCAGCAGAAGAAGAAAGAGGAGGAGGUGACCGAAACUAAUGUGGUCAAGAAGGAGCAGCAGAAGAAGGCUAAGGAGGCGAAGGAGACAAAUUUGCUCAAGAAGGAGCAGCGGAAGAAGAAGAAAGAGGAGGAGGUGACCGAAACUAAUGUGGUCAAGAAGGAGCAGCAGAAGAAGGCGAAGGAGCAGCAGAAGAAGAAAGAGGAGGAGGUGACCGAAACUAAUGUGGUCAAGAAGGAGCAGCAGAAGAAGGCUAAGGAGGCGAAGGAGACAAAUUUGCUCAAGAAGGAGCAGCAGAAGAAGAAGAAAGAGGAGGAGGUGACCGAAACUAAUGUGAUCAAGAAGGAGCAGCAGCAGAAGAAGGCUAAGGAGGCGAAGGAGACAAAUAUGCUCAAGAAAGAGCAGAAAAAGGAGGCGAAGGAGACAAAUAUGCUCAAGAAGGAGCAGCAGAAGAAAAAGGAGGAGGAGGUGUCUGAAACUAAUGUGGUUAAGAAGGAGCAGCAGCAGCAGAAGAAGAAAAAAGAGGAGCAGGUGUCUGAAACUAAUGUGGUCAAUAAGAAGGAGCCGCAGCAGAAGAAGAAGGCUGAGGAGGGAAAUGAGACAAAUGUGCUGAAGGAGGAGGUCAAAGAGACAUUUGUGGUUAAAAGGAGGAAGAAGAAGAAGACAGAGAAGGUGAAGGAGACAAAUGUGGUCAAGGAAGAGCAGCCGAAAGAAAUCAUGGAGGCAAAUGUGAUCAAGAAGGAGCAGCAGAAGGAAGUCAAGCAGACACAUUUGAUCAAGAAGGAGAUAAUUGUGGUCAAGAUGGAAGUGAAGGAGACAAAUGUGGUCAAGAAGGAGCAGCCUAAGAAGAAAAAGGAGGUCAAGGUGCUCCAGGAGAUCCCGGAGGUGAAGGAGGUGCUGGCCAAAGAACUACAUGAAGCCCCCGAUCCCUCUUUGAGGAGGAGGAGAAGGAGGCGACGCCACAAAGCAGAGAUGGCCAUGGAGCAGGUCCAGGACGAGCCCAGGAGGAAGCCUCUGGUCCGGGCGGCGUCGGAGGAGAGCGCGGCGGACCUGAGCUGGGCGGGGGGGUCGCCGCCCCCCGGGGACACGCUGCCGUGGAACCUGCCCAAGCACCACCGCAUCAAGCGCUCCAAGUCGGCCUCGGGGGACGUGCUUGACGCGGCCGAGCGGGCCGUCAUCCGGAUCGCAGACGAGCGGGACCGAGUCCAGAAGAAGACCUUCACCAAGUGGGUCAACAAGCACCUGGUGAAGGCCCAGAGACACGUGAGUGAUCUGUACGAGGAUCUUCGAGAUGGACACAACCUCAUCUCUCUACUGGAGGUUCUCUCCGGAGAGACGCUGCCGCGGGAGAAAGGUCGCAUGCGCUUCCACAAGCUCCAGAAUGUUCAGAUCGCGCUGGACUUCCUCAAGCACAGACAGGUCAAGCUGGUCAACAUCAGGAAUGAUGACAUCGCCGAUGGAAACCCCAAGUUGACCCUGGGCCUCAUAUGGACCAUCAUCCUUCACUUCCAGAUCUCCGACAUCCAGGUCAACGGCCAGUCGGACGACAUGACGGCCAAGGAGCGCCUGCUGCUGUGGUCCCAGAGGAUGGUGGAGGGCUACCCGGGUCUGCGCUGCGACAACUUCACCAGCAACUGGCGGGACGGCAAGCUCUUCAACGCCAUCAUACACAAACACAGACCGGGCCUGGUGGACCUGGACCAGGUGGGCCGGCAGAGCAACCAGAAGAACCUGGAACAGGCCUUCAGCGUGGCGGAGCGGGAGUUGGGUGUGACCAGGCUGCUGGACCCAGAAGACGUGGACGUGCCACACCCUGACGAGAAGUCCAUCAUCACCUACGUGUCCUCGCUCUAUGAUGUCAUGCCUCGUGUUCCUGGUGCUCAGGAGGGCGUCAAAGCCAACGAGCUGGAGCUGCGCUGGCAGGAGUACUACGAGCUGGUCACCAUGCUCCUGCAGUGGAUGCGACACCACAUCCUGGUCUUCGAGGAGCGCAAGUUCCCCAGCAGCUACGAGGAGAUCGAGGUUCUCUGGCGGCAGUUCCUGAAGUUCAAGGAGACGGAGCUCCCCGCCAAGGAGGCGGACAAGAACCGCUCCAAGCACAUCUUCAAGUCCUUCGAGGGCGCGGUCCAGGCGGGACACGUCAAGGUGCCGCCGGGCCACCACCCGCUGGACGUGGAGAAGGAGUGGGGUCGGCUGCACGUGGCCAUCUUGGAGCGCGAGCGGCUCCUGAGGACGGAGUUUGAGAGGCUGGAGCGCCUCCAGAGGAUCGUGGGCAAGGUCCAGACUGAGUCCGGGGUGUGCGAGGAGCAGCUCAACCAGGCGGAGACGCUGCUGCAGACGGACGUGCGGAUGCUGAACGCGGGCAAGCCCCCGCAGCACACGGCCGAGGUGGAGGCGGAUCUGGAAAAGGCGGAGGGGAUGAUUCGCUUCCUCUUCAAUGAUGUUCAGACGCUGAAGGACGGGCGCCACCUUCAGGCCGAGCAGAUGUACCGCAGGGUGUAUCAUCUCCACGAGAGGCUGGUGAACCUCCGCAGCGAGUACAACCUGCGCCUCAAGUCGGGCGUGACCAUGGCGCAGAUCCCCAUGACCCAGAUCCCCAUGACUCAGAUCCCCAUGACCCUUGUCAACCAGCCCCAUGUCCUGCAGCAGGCCCCCGUGAGGCUGCGGCCUGAGCUGGACGAGGUCACGCUGCGCUACGUGCAGGACCUGCUGGGCUGGGUGGAGGAGAACCAGCGGCGGGUGGACCAGGGCGAAUGGGGCUCCGACCUGCCCAGCGUGGAGUCCCAGCUGGGCAACCACCGCGGGCUGCACCUGUCCGUGGAGGAGUUCCGGUCUAAGAUCGAACGGGCCAAGGCGGAUGAGAGUCAGAUCUCACCUGCGAGUAAGGCCGCCUACCGCGACUACCUGAGCCAACUGGAACUUCAGUACGGGAAGCUUCUGAACGCCUCCAAGGCCCGCCUUCGCUACCUGGACCAGCUCCACGCCUUCGUCACCGCCGCCACCAAGGAGCUGAUGUGGCUCAACGAGAAGGAGGAAGAGGAGGUCAACUACGACUGGAGCGAGCGCAACACCAACAUGGCGGCCAAGAAGGACAACUACUCGGGUCUGAUGAGGGAGCUGGAGGUGCGGGAGAAGAAGACGAACAGCGUCCAGGUGUCGGGAGACAAGCUGCUGAAAGACGGACACCCCGCCAGGAAGACCGUAGAGGCUUUCACCGCCGCUCUGCAGACUCAGUGGAGUUGGAUGCUUCAGCUGUGCUGCUGCAUCGAGAGUCACCUGAAGGAGAACACCGCCUACUUCCAGUUUUUUGCUGACGUGAAAGAGGCGGAGAACAAGCUGAAGAAGAUGCAGGACGCCAUGAAGAGGAAGUACACGUGCGAGCGCACCACCACCGUCACCCGGCUGGAGGACCUCCUACAGGACGCCGCCGACGAGAAGGAGCAGCUGGGCGAGUUCAGGACUCACCUGGAGGGCCUGAAGCGCCGCGCCAAGACGGUGGUGCAGCUGAAGCCGCGCAACCCCGCCACCGCCAUCAAGAGCAAACUGCCCGUCCAGGCGGCGUGCGACUUCAAGCAGAUGGAGAUCACCGUCCACCGAGGCGACGAGUGCGCCCUGCUCAACAACUCUCAGCCGUUCAAGUGGAAGGUGCUCAACCGCGAGGGGAGCGAGGCGUCGGUGCCGUCCGUCUGCUUCCUGGUCACGCCCACCAACAAGGACGCCGUCAACAGCGUCGCCGGACUGGAGGGCAACCUGCAGAAGCUGCAGACCACGUGGCAGACCUUGUUUGUGGACCUCAGGAGCCUCCUGUCCUGGCAGUACCUCAUGAGGGACAUCCACAUCAUCAACACCUGGAACGUCUCCAUGUUCAAGACCCUGACGGUGGAGGAGUACCGACUGGCCCUGAGGAACCUGGAGCUGCACUACCAGGACUUCCUGAGAGACAGCCAGGACUCGCAGACGUUUGGAGCUGAGGACCGCAUGCAGGUGGAGUCCAGCUACAACAAGGCCAACCAGCACUACAACACGCUGGUCAGCACCGCCGAACAAGGCUACGUGCCGCCCAAGACAGGUGAGCGAGACGAGUCGCUGAGCAGGACUCACCUGAACCAGCUCAAGGACCUGCGCCUGAGGCUGGAGGGCUGCGAGAAUCGAACGGUGACUCGCCUGCGCCAGCUCGCCGACAAGGAGCCGCUGAGAGCCUGCGCCCUGAAGACCAGCGAGCAGAUGAAGGUCCAGUCUGAGCUGGAAGGCCUAAGGAAAGAACUGAGCGCCAUCGCCGACAAGACGGAGGAGGUUCUGGCCUCCCCGCAGCCGUCUACCUCCGCCCCCUUGCUGCGCUCCGAGCUGGAGGCCACCAAGAAGAAGAUGGACCACGUCUACGGGCUGUCGUCCGUCUACCUGGACAAGCUGAAGGCCAUGGAGGUGGUCAUCAGGAGCAGCAAGGACGCCGAGGCGACGCUGGAGAGCUACGAGUCUCGUCUGCUGGACGUCCACAAAGUGCCGGCGGAUGAGAAGGAGGCGGACUCCCAAGACGGCCAGAUUAAAAAAAUGCAAAACGAAGCGAAGGCGGACCAGAUGGUGUUCGACCGGCUGCAGGACGAGCUCAAGAGGGCGGCGGGCGUCCACGACAAGAUGACGCGGCUCCACAGCGAGCGCGACGCCGAGCUGGAGCGCCAGCGCCACCUGGUGGGCGGCCUGCAGGAGCGCUGGCUGGCGGUGCUGGCCCAGCUGGAGAUCCGGCAGCAGGAGCUGGAGCUGCUCCGCCGCCGCAUGGCGUCGUACCGCGACAGCUACGAGUGGCUCACGCGCUGGCUGGCCGAGGCCCGCCGGCGCCAGGAGGCCAUCCAGGCGGCGCCCGUCGGGGACGGGGCGGAGCUGAAAGAGCAGCUGGCGGAGGAGAAGAAACUUCUAGACGAGGUGGAGAAGAACGAGGACAAGAUGAACAAGUGCCAGAAAAACGCCACGGACUACAUCGACUCCAUCAAGGACUACGAGCUCCAGAUUCUGACCUACAGGGCCCUGCGGGACCCGCUCGCCUCGCCCCUCAAGAAAGCCAAAAUGGAGUGUGCGUCGGACGACGUCAUCCAAGAGUUUGUCACUCUGAGGACUCGCUACAGCGAGCUGAUGACGCUCGUCAGCCAGUACGUCAAGUUCAUCGCCGACGCACGGCGCCGCCUGGAGGAUGACGAGAAAGCGUCCGAGAAGCUGAAAGAAGAAGAAAGGAAGAGGUUGGCGGCGAUCCAGGCCGAGUUAGACAAACAAAGGCAGCUGGCUGAGGCCCACGCUCAGUCUGUGGCAAAGGCCGAACAGGAAGCCCAAACACUUAAGUUGAAGAUGAAAGAGGAGGCCAGCAAGAGACAGGAUGUUGCAGUGGAUGCCGAUAAGCAGAAGCAGAACAUCCAACAGGAGCUGAACCACCUGAAAAAUCUGUCGGAGCAAGAGAUCAAGUCCAAGAACCAUCAGCUAGAGGAGGCUUUGAGCAGCCGCACUAGGAUCGAGGAAGAGAUCCACAUAAUUCGCCUUCAGUUAGAGACAACGAUCAAGCAGAAGAGCACCGCUGAUGGCGAGCUACAGCAGCUCCGAGACCGAGCCGGUGAUGCCGAGAAGCUCCGCAAAGCUGCUCAGGAAGAGGCCGAGAGGCUUCGCAAGCAGGUGGCCGAAGAGACUCAGAAAAAGAAGAAUGCAGAAGACGAGCUGAAGCGCAAAUCUGAGGCAGAAAGAGAGGCUGCCAAGCAGAAGCAGAAAGCCCUGGAGGACCUGCAGAAAUUCAAGAUGCAGGCAGAAGAGGCAGAAAGGCGCAUGAAACAGGCGGAGGAGGAGAAACUCAGGCAGGUCAAGGUGGUGGAGGAGGUGGCGCUGAAGAGUGCCUCUGCACAGUUGCAGAGCACCUCUAAAACGUUCACUGAAAGGGCGACUAAACUGGAGGAAUCUCUCAAAAAGGAGCAGGGCACAGUUCUACAGCUGCAAGAGGAAGCGGAAAAACUCAGGAAACAACAAGAGGAAGCCAGCAAAGCUCGCGAGCAAGCAGAGAAAGAGCUGGAAACAUGGAGACAGAAGGCCAACGAGGCUCUCCGUUUAAGGCUGCAAGCCGAGGAAGAAGCCCAAAGGAAAAGUCAAGCUCAGGAUGAGGCAGAGAGGCAGAAGGUGGAUGCAGAGCGGGACGCCAAGAAAAGAGCAAAGGCCGAAGAAGCUGCCCUGAAACAGAAGGAGAAUGCAGAGAAGGAGCUGGACAAACAGAGGACUUUUGCAGAGCAGAUAGCGCAGCAGAAGCUGUCAGCGGAACAAGAAUGCAUUCGCCUGAAGGCCGACUUUGAACAUGCUGAACAACAGAGGAGCCUUCUAGACAAUGAGUUCCAGCGUCUGAAAAACGAGGUGAACGCCACUGAAGUGGAGAGGAAAAAACUGGAGGAGGAGCUGGCAAAGGUUAGGAGUGAAAUGGACGCACUUCUCCGAAUGAAGAGCAAAGCGGAGAAAGAGACGCUGUCAAACACGGAGAAGAGCAAGCAGCUUCUGGAGUCCGAGGCGCUGAAAAUGAAGCAGUUUGCAGACGAAGCAGCCAGGCUGAGAUCUGUGGCAGAGGAGGCCAAGAAGCAGAGGCAGAUUGCUGAGGAGGAGGCGGCCAAACAACGCGCUGAAGCCGAGAAAAUUCUCAAAGAGAAACUGGCCGCCAUAAACGAGGCGACGCGUCUCAAGACGGAGGCUGAGAUUGCGCUGAAGGCCAAAGAGGCCGAGAAUGAACGACUGAAAAGAAAAGCUGAGGAUGAAGCGUAUCAAAGGAAGCUACUUGAGGACCAGGCGGCUCAGCAUAAACAAGACAUCGCAGAGAAGAUCGAGCAUCUAAAGAGCUCGUCUGACUCUGAACUAGAACGGCAAAAGACAAUCGUGGAAGACACCAUCAGACAACGGAAAGUUGUGGAAGAGGAAAUUCAUAUCAUCAAAAUCAACUUUGAGAAGGCUUCAAAAGACAAAUCAGACUUAGAGAACGAAUUAAAGAAACUAAAAGAGAUUGCGGAUGAGACGCAGAAGAGCAAACUCAAAGCUGAGAAGGAAGCCAAGACAUUAAAACAACUUGCUGCAGAGGAGGAGAAGAAGAGGAAAGAAGCUGAGGAGAAGGUAAAGCGGAUCACGGCAGCGGAAGAAGAGGCAGCUCGACAAUGCAAAGCUGCUCAAGAGGAGGUGGAACGCUUGAAAAAGAAACAAGCAGAAGCAAAUACACAGAGAGAGAAGGCUGAGAAAGAAGCAGAGCAGCAGGUGGUUUUAGCGAAAGAUGCUGCUCAGAAAUGCAUGGCAGCCGAACAAAAAGUUCAAAAGGUUCUGAGCAAGAAUGAGGCGGACGCUCUCGCUCAGGAGAAGUUGAAGGAGGAAUUUGAGAAUGCUAAGAAACUUGCUCAGGAAGCUCAAAAGGCUAAGAAGAAAGCUGAGAAAGAAGCCGAGCUGCUACGCCAGAAGGCAGAGGAUGCAGAAAAACAGAAAAAAGCUGCGGAGGAUGAAGCCGCCAAGCAGGCCAAAGCUCAGAAAGAUGCAGAGAAACUGAGGAAAGAAGCAGAGGUGGAGGCCAGCAAGAGAGCGGAAGCCGAAGGCGCCGCUCUGAAGCAAAAGCAGCAGGCUGACGCUGAGAUGGCCAAACACAAGAAAGAGGCCGAGCAAGCCCUCAAGCAGAAAUCUCAAGUGGAGAAAGAACUGACAACAAUCAAACUGCAGCUAGAUAAAACCGACAAGCAGAAGUCUGUUUUGGAUGAGGAGCUCCAGCGGGUUAAGGGCGAAGUCAAUGACGCGGUCAAACAAAAGGCUCAGGUGGAAGACGAACUCUCCAAAGUUAGGAUUCAAAUGGAGGAGCUGCUUCAACUUAAAAUCAAAAUUGAGAUUGAGAACAAGCGUCUAAUGAAAAAAGACAAAGAUAAAUCAAAGAAGUUACUCGCAGAUGAAGCUGAGAGGAUGAAGACGUUGGCGGAGGACGCAACCCGGCUUAGCGCUGAGGCCGAAGAAGCAGCCAAACAGAGACAGAUCGCAGAGUCGGAUUUGGCUGAACAGAGAGCACUUGCAGAGAAAAUGCUUAAGGAGAAGCUGCAGGCCAUUCAGGAGGCUACAAAACUUAAGGCUGAGGCCGAGGAGCUCCAGAGGCAGAAGGACCAGGCACAGGAAAGGGCCAAAAAGCUCCUGGAGGACAAAGAGCAGAUCCAGCAGCGGCUUGACAAAGAGACAGAAGGCUUCCAAAAGUCCCUUGAAGCUGAGCGAAUGAGAAAACAAGAGGCUUCAGCCGAGGCGGAAAAACUGAAACUGAAGGUGAAAGAGCUCAGCGAUGCUCAAGCAAAAGCCAACGAGGAGGCAAAGAAGUUCAGGAAGCAGGCGGAUGAGGCCAAAGCUCUUCUUCAGGAAACGGAACAAAAAACCACAGCGACUGUCGUGCAGAAGCUGAAGAGUCAGGAGCUGCAAAGCACGAGAGAAGCUGACGAACUCAAGCAAGCAAUUGCUGCACUUGAAAAGGAGAGGGAAAAGCUGAAAAAAGAUUCAGAGACGCUUCAGAAAAAAUCCAAAGAGAUGGCCCUUGCCCAACAAGAGCAGAUUGAGCAGGAGAAGGCCCUACUUCAGCAGACUUUCCUAACUGAGAAGGAGCUGCUGUUGAAAAGAGAAAGGGAGGUUGAAGGCGAGAAAAAGAAGCUGGAGAAACAGUUUGAGGAUGAAGUGAGCAAGGCGAAAGCCCUCCAAGAGGAGCAGGAACGUCAGCAAAAGAUGAUCGAGGAAGAGAAGAAAAAGCUCCAGGCCAUCAUGGAUGAUGCUUUACGGAAGCAAAAGGAGGCUGAGGCUGAGAUGAAAAGGAAGCAGAAGGAAAUGGAGGUGCUUGAAAAGAAAAGGAAUGAGCAGGAAAAACUCUUGGGAGAGGAGAACAAAAAGCUCAGAGAGAAACUCAACAGCCUUGAGGUCGCAUCCAAAGAAAGUCCAUCAAAAACAAAAGAAAUUGAGGUCCAGACUGACAAGGAUGCUGGGGAGCAGUUAGUCGCUGCGACAUCUGCGGUAACAACAAGGAAUGCGUACAAUGGCUCUGGUGAGGUUGAUAGUGUGAAAGAGUCUCCUUGGGCCUUUGACGGAAUAAGAGCGAAAGUUCCUGCUGAGAGACUCUUUGACGUUGGCAUUCUGACAAAAAAAGAAUUUGACAAACUUAAAAAGGGGAAAGUCUCCGUGCAAGACCUUGCCAAGACAGACAAGAUGCAGUCAUGCCUUAAAGGUCAGAGCGCUGUUGGUGGCAUUUUGACUCCAUCUAAAGAGAAAAUGAGUGUUUAUCAGGCCCUUAAAGAAAACAAGAUAACACCCAAUACUGCUAAAAUGCUGUUGGAAGCUCAAGCAGCUUCUGGUUACCUUGUAGAUCCACUCAAUAACAGACGCCUCUCUGUAGACGCGGCUGUUAAGGAGGAGUUGAUUGGUCCUGAACUCCAUGACAAAAUGCUCUCUGCAGAGAAAGCAGCCACUGGUUUCAAAGACCCUUACACCGGUGACAAAAUCUCCCUUUUUGAGGCCAUGAAAAAAGGACUCAUUGAGAAGGAACAGGCCAACAGAUUCUUAGAUGUCCAACUUGCAACUGGUGGCAUCGUUGACCCCGUUAAUUGUCACAGAGUAGCACUGCAGACCGCCUACAAGCAAGGGCAGUUUGACGCUGACACAAAUAAACAACUCGCAGACUGCAAGUUGUUUAUGGACCCCAGCACCCAGGAGCCCCUCACCUACAAGCAGCUAUUGGAGAGGUGCACUAAGGAUGCAGCCUCAGGCCUGAUGAUUCUACCCGUGACAGAGGAUGCUGCCCAAAGCGACAGAACAUAUACUGACGCAGAGAUGAAAGAAGUGUUCAGUAAAUCAAGCGUCAAUGUACCGUUUGGCAAAUUCAAAGGGAAGACUGUCACCAUUUGGGAGGUCAUCAACUCAGAGUACUUUACAGAAGAGCAAAGACGAGAGCUGAUUCGCCAGUACAAGACGGGCAAAAUCACAGUGGAGAAGAUCAUCAAAAUUGUCAUCACUGUGGUGGAGGACAAGGAAAAGAGCAAUGAAAAUGUGUUGAACGGGUUGAGGGCUCCAGUUCCGGCCAGUGAGCUGUUGGACACAAAGGUUAUCAGCAAAGACGUAUUCAACAAAUUAAGUAAUGGCAAGAUAACAGUCAAAGAGAUCUCUGAGAUGGAGCCUGUGAAGAAAGCACUCCAAGGAACUCCAAGCAUUGCCGGCCUGUUUAACGAACAAACCAAAGAGAAAAUUGCUUUCUAUCAAGCGAUGAAGAAAGAACUAAUCUCGCCUGAGACCGCCAUUAAUUUACUUGAGGCUCAAGCAGCUACUGGUUUCAUCAUUGAUCCUAUCAAGAAUGAGAGGGUCCCUGUCGAUGAAGCGGUCAAGUCGGGCUUGGUCGGCCCAGAACUCCAUGAGAGGCUGCUGUCUGCUGAGAGAGCUGUCAGUGGCUACAAAGAUCCUUAUUCCGGGAAAAAAGUUUCUCUGUUUGAAGCCAUGAACAAAGGUCUGAUCAAAAGAGACCAAGGCGUCCGCUUGCUAGAAGCACAGCUCUCAACCGGAGGAGUUAUUGACCCCGUUAAAAGCUAUCGUAUCCCACAUGAGGUUGCCUGCAAACGUGGCUAUUUAGAUGAGGAAACCAAUAAGACUUUGAGCAAGACUGUAGAUGAAACAAAAGUAUUUUAUGAUCCAAACACAGAAGAGGAUGCAACCUAUGUGCAGUUAAUGAAGAAAUGUGUGUCUGACAAAGACACUGGACUUCCUUUGCUGCCUCUAUCAAGGACGGCUGCAAAGCCCAAAGAAGAUCUACAUAUAACCGAGGCCAAAACAAAAGAGGCCUUGACUCAGAACGUGGUGGAGCUGGGAUACGGGCCUUUCAAGGGGAAAAAGGUCACAAUUUGGGAAAUUAUCAACUCUCACUACAUCACGGAGGAGAAAAGAAUUGAGCUGAUUCGUCAGUACAGAACAGGCCAUGUGACAAUAGAGAAGCUAAUAAAGGUGGUGAUGGUAAUGGUUGAGGAACAAGAAGCGCAAACAAAAGACAAGGCCUGUUUUGAAGGUCUCAGGGAACCCGUCACUGCCAGGUCGUUGAUGGACGCCAACAUCAUUGAUAAGGCUACAUUCACAGAGCUCCAACAAGGCACAAAAACUCCUCAAGAAGUGAGUGAGUAUGAUGUGGUCAGAAAGUAUUUGCAAGGCACGGAGCGCAUCGACGCCAUUGCAAUGGAAGGAACAAAUGAAAAGUUGAGCAUAUAUCAGGCAAUGAAAAAUAACAUUUUGCAGCCAAACACUGGGCUUGCACUCCUUGAAGCCCAAGCCGGAACUGGUUUCAUAACAGAUCCUGUCAAAAAUAUGAAAUAUUCUGUGGAUGAUUCUGUGAAGGCAGGAACUGUAGGCCCAGAGCUUCAUGAGAAACUUCUGUCUGCUGAAAAAGCAGUGACGGGAUACAAAGAUCCAUAUACUGGCAAUAAGAUAUCUCUGUUCCAAGCCCUGAAGAAAGAGCUGGUCCUGCGGGAGCAUGCUAUUCCACUCCUGGAGGCUCAGCUUCAUUCAGGAGGCAUCAUUGAUCCAGUAAGUAGCCACCGCGUUCCCACCGAUGUCGCUAUUCAACGUGGCUUCUUAAGCAAACAAAUGGCCACUUCUUUCGAUGAACCCUCUGGCGAUGUUCAAUGCUUCACCAAUCCCAACAAUAAUGAAAGUGUUACUUACAAGCAGUUGAUGGAGAAAUGCGUUAAAGAUCCAAAUUCUGGUCUGUUCUACCUGCCAAUGUCAAAGGCUGAAACGGUCACUCCUGUCGAGCAGUCCUAUCAGUGCACAGAGGAGCAAGCCCAGGCGGCUCUUAGUAAAGCUCAAAUUGAGAUCCCACACAAGAGCUUUGAAGGGAAGAGCAUGACCAUCUGGGAAAUCAUGAAUUCGAACAUGCUUCCAGAGGAGGAAAGGCGCCGCCUGCUGGAGCAGUAUCGCUUGGGGAGAAUCACAAAGGAUAGAAUGCUUGUCAUUAUAAUUGAAAUUAUCGAACAAAGGGAGUCUGAAAAGUCUGAGCAGGGCAUGUCAUGUGAUGUGAUCAGAAGGAGAAUCACAAUUGAGGAGCUUUACAGCGCUCGAAUUAUUGACUUGCAAACGUACAAUCUCUUGAAACAGGAAAAAAUGACUAUUAGCGAGAUCAUGGAAAUGCCAUCGGUGAAACAGUAUCUCUUUGGCACUGGUUGUAUUGCCGGCAUUAUGUCAGACAGUCCCGCCAAGAUCAGCAUUUAUCAAGCCAUGAAAGACGGAAAGAUUAAGCCGGUAGUUGCGCUAACUCUCCUCGAGGCCCAAGCGGCAACCGGAUUCAUUAUAGAUCCAGUCAAAGAUGAACUUCUGACAGUGGAUGAAGCUGUGCGCAAGGGGCUGGUGGGGCCUGAACUUCACGACAAACUUCUCUCAGCUGAGAGAUCAGUGACCGGCUACAAGGAUCCAUACAGUGGAAAACUGAUUUCUCUUUUCCAGGCAAUGAAAAAGGAUUUGAUUCCAGAGGAUUAUGCUUUGAGGCUCUUGGAAGCCCAGAAUGCCACUGGGGGGUUAAUGGACCCAGAAUACUACUUCCGCCUCCCCUCAGAUGUUGCCAUGCAGCGUGGAUACAUCAAUAAAGAGACAUUGGACAGAAUAUCUGAGCCUGCGGGUGAUGUGCAAGGUUACAUUGACCCAACAACAGAUGAGGACUUGACCUACGCUCAGCUGCUAAAAAGAUGCCGAAUUGACAAAAAGAGUGGAUUGAGGCUUCUGUCAUUGGCGGACAGAAGUCUUCUCUUUCCGGGUAUCAGAAAACAAAUUACAGUGGAUGAGCUGCUUCGUUCUCAGAUUAUUGACCAAAAGACGUACAACGGCCUCACAGAGGGCACAAUCUCUCCAGAGGAAGUUAGUAGAGACAUUAAGAAAUACCUCCAGGGUACCAGCUGCAUUGCUGGCGUGUUUGUAGAAUCCAGCAAAGACCGCCUGUCCAUCUACCAAGCAAUGAAAAAGAACAUGAUCAGACCAGGAACUGCUUUUGAGCUCCUUGAGGCCCAAGCCGCGACAGGGUACGUAAUUGACCCGAUCAAAAACCUCAAACUAAAUGUCAACGAGGCAGUCAAGAUGGGUGUUGUCGGCCCAGAGUUUAAAGAUAAGCUGCUGUCAGCGGAGAGAGCAGUCACAGGCUACAAGGAUCCCUAUUCCGGCAAGGUCAUCUCACUGUUUCAGGCUAUGAAGAAGGACCUGAUAUUGAAGGACCAUGGUAUACGCCUGCUAGAGGCUCAGAUUGCAACAGGUGGAAUCAUUGACCCGCAAGAGAGCCAUCGCUUGCCAGUGGAAGCAGCGUAUGAACGCGGCCUCUUUGACCAGGAAAUGAACGAGAUCCUCACUGACCCGUCCGAUGAUACCAAAGGCUUCUUUGACCCCAACACGGAGGAAAACCUUACCUACCUUCAGCUGAUAGAGAGAUGUAUGAUAGACCAACAAACAGGGCUCGCUCUUCUGCUGCUGAAGGAAAAGAAGAGAGAGAGGAAGACGUCAUCCAAGUCAUCUGUUCGUAAACGUAGAGUCGUUAUUGUAGAUCCAGAGACAGGCAAAGAGAUGUCGGUAUAUGAAGCCUACCAGAAAGGCCUCAUUGAUCACCAGACUUACUUAGAGCUGGCGGAGCAGGAAUGUGAGUGGGAGGAAAUUACCAGCACCUCAUCUGAUGGAGUUGUAAAAUCCAAGAUUAUCGACAGACGGUCCGGUCGACAGUACGAUAUCGAUGAUGCAAUCUCGAGUGGCCUGAUUGAAAGGUCAGCUCUGGAUCAGUAUCGGUCUGGAACUCUGUCUAUUACGGAAUUUGCAGACAUGCUGUCAGGAAACUCCGGUGGCGUCAGAUCACGGUCAUCCUCCUUUGGUUCUUCAUCUUCUUACGCCAUGAGUCCGGCGCCUAGCAUAAAAACAUCAGCUGCCCCGUGGAAUGACCCAACCGAGGAAAGUGGCCCUGUGGCUGGAAUCCUGGACACAGAAACACUGGAGAAGGUGUCUGUAACAGAGGCCAUUCACAGAAAUCUUGUCGACAAUAUAACCGGUCAAAGGCUGCUGGAAGCUCAGGCUUGCACUGGAGGCAUCAUUGACCCAAACACUGGAGAGAAGUUCUCUAUUACAGAUGCAAUGAACAAAGGGCUCGUAGAUAAAAUCAUGGUGGACCGCAUCAGUCUUGCACAGAAGGCCUGCGGUGGAUUUGAGGAUCCUCGAACCAAAGUCAAAAUGUCAGCUGCCCAAGCUCUGAAGAAAGGUUGGUUGUACUACGAGGCAGGCCAGCGCUUCCUGGAAGUCCAGUACCUCACUGGUGGUUUAAUAGAACCAGACGUCACCAACAGAGUCUCAUUGGAUGAAGCCUUGAAAAAAGGCACCUUAGAAGCCCGCACUGCACAGAAGUUGCGAGAUGUCAACACUCAUUCAAAAUACCUCACAUGCCCAAAAACCAAACUUAAAAUUUCCUACAAGGACGCGCUGGAUAGAAGCAUGACAGAGGAGGGAACCGGCCUCAGACUCCUUGAAGCAUCAUCCCAGUCCAGCAAAGGCCUUUAUAGUCCCUACAGCGUUAGCGGCUCUGGCUCUGCUACUGGAUCACGCCCAGGCUCCAGGACCAGUUCACGGUCGGGGUCUAGAAGAGGAAGCUUUGAUGCCACAGGUUCCAGUUUCACCACGACCUUCUCCUCCACGUCGUACAGUUCGCCGGGCUACGGCCGCCGAUACUGAUGCGAAAGGAAGGACGGACAAUAAAGCCACCGAGAUGCCUAAGACUACCAUUUCUCCGCUCUGCAUGGUUGCUGCAAGACUUUAGAUAUUUCAUUUCUUUUAGCAGUUAAACAAGUCUUUGUAUUUACUUUUAUGUUAUCUAUAUAUCUACACCAGAUGUUCCAAGUGUACAUUUCCUUGCUUGUACAUGUUGGAGAUGAAUGCGAAAAGCCAGAACAUACUCUUUGAUUGUCGUCGAUGUUGAAAAAGGAAUAUAUUGAAAAAGAGAAAGUCCACACCGCAGAGCAGAAUAAGGAGUCUCAGCAAGAUGACUGACAUUCAAAACGUCUUCUUCGAAUAAAACGCUAAGCCUCAAGGACUUUUCUCAACUCGGCUGUGGUGCUGCACACUUUUGUGCCAGUUACUCAACAGCUUACGACACUCUGGAUUUACAUCAAAUGGAAACCGGCACUGGACCGAGGACCCUACCAAAAUAAGAACAUUAACACCUUCUGACAUGCUGGACUCUUUACACCAAAGAAACCCAGUCCCUGCCUGUCAGGAACCUCUGAAUGGUAUCGUCCCUCUCCCUUUGCUUCUGGUUUUGAGACCCAUGCACUUCAUCUGGACUAGGACUAGAAUUUAUGCAAAAGUACCAAACUCAUUCUCUCGUGUGACUACCGUGAGAUGCGCUUUCUAACCCCCAACUCGCUCACAAUGUUAGAAAUCCUUAAAGUGCCUGCAAAAAAACAAAAGAACCAACACUUUGGGACGCUGCCGCGUAUUAUGAACAAGACGGUGCUUGCAUGACUGAAAGCAGGAUGGACUUUGUGAUCAGGUCUACAUUAUUUUAUGCUGUCACUGUUAAUGCUGACCAGGGGUCACAAGUAAUGACAAGUACUAUAUUUGGACUUUGGAGCACCACUGCUGAAAGCCAUGAACGUAACGCUCGUUUUGUUCCUUUUGAGAACGGUCCUCAGGCUUCGCCAACCACGCAAACGUAUCUUCUAGAUCUUCUUUGUAAAGCAGCAUAACCAGUCAGCCUAUAUAUCCUUUUAUUUUCAUAUAUUUUUUUGAGGAGUUGCAUGAUUUGCUAACAUUUCAAACGAUGCAAAUAUGAACGGGCGGUCGCCUUUCAAUCAUUUGUUGUUAUUAUUCUCGUUAUGCAUCAGGGGGUUUGAAGGAUGUAUUUUAUCGAGUGGUGUAUUUAUAAUAAAAUGGUGAAAAGGAAUUCAGUUGUAACUCUGCGCUAUGUAAAUAAAGAGAAGAAA